GCCUAUACAGGGAUUUUCCUCUGGAUUAUUUUCUGUUUCGCUUCUGUUGACGUCAGGAAGGUGUUAGAGAAACCUUGUACCAUAGUACCGUCUGGAGAAAAAUGUCGAGCGAUUCUGUAUAGAGUAGAUUGUACGGCUCAGUUCCUUCAGAGUGAGUAUCCGGGUCUUUAUUACCAUGGAAAUACUUCAAUGGCGGCUCCCGACCUCUCAAUUUCAACUGUCAUUCAACCGAAUACAACCUCUACGGAAAGGAUCAAGGGAUUUGAGGCGUGGAUCGAAUCUAUUGAAGGAAAGCGCUGCAUUGUGUUGACUCUCUCUAAUAAUGGAACGUUAUCGACUAACGAUUCAAUGAGAGAAUUUGAAGUCUCGCUGAAACUAAGAAUGUCCGCCAACAUCACCGUUUGGCAGCUUCCAAGAUCAACAUCUUCUUCUCCAACCAGAGGCUUGAUCCGCGCCGGAAUAAACCAAGGCAUCCCACCCGAAAACUCCUCCUUGUGGAAUACUGAGAUCAUAUUCCGAAACAAUUCACUUGACCGAAUUGUCGAGGUUCAGUUUCAGUCAGCUCCAGAGAGUUAUGGAAUUAAGUAUUACAACAUUAAACUCCGGCGAGUGACACCACUGAACACCAUGGGUGCCAGUUAUCGCACCACCACCCACUCCUGGAUGGAAUACGUCCGUUUCCCAUGGGUGUACGCCAAAUUUGAAGAUGUGAAACCGGGAACCUACGAUAUAAUGGUGGAGCCUUAUGAUGACCUCAAGGCAGGCGGAAGUAACUUGUGUCGCUGCAAGAAGUCCUCCAAGUGUUACCCGUGUAGGGAUACAUUGAGCCCGAAGUUUAUCAUUACAGAAACUCCAUCGUAUAAUACUGAGACUGAUAUGAAAACGUUUGUUACGGUGCCCACGUUGACAUUUGUGUCCUUCAGACCGUCCUCUAUUUUGGAUCCCAGUUUGCCCGAGGUGUCCGAGAAUAACAUCCAGCUGGGGAGGAAUUUUGAGGAGGUUAUUGAGGAGCCUGGGGGCGGAUCCCAGCCCAGUGGGAAGGAGUGGGCGAUCCCCGCCAGUGUCUUGUCUGUCCUAGGGAUCACUCUUGGGGCUUUAGCGUCUAUCUUUGCCGUGGUCAAGUUCAAAAGAAGAGGUCCAUUUGUUGAUUCAAAAUCAAGCUCUGCCAAUCCUGCAGGUAUUGAAACAUCUGUGUUGAUCGUCCAUGACGUUAAGCACUCAGAUGAUGCCAAAGGUCUGAUGAGUUUGAUAAUUAAUGAUCUUCAUGUCGUCGCCAAUACCUUGUUGUUCCCAAACAAAAGCGGUUUGAUAAAUAAUUCGGACUCCUCCAUAAUUGUUCUCUGGAUGAAUCAGCAUUCUUUUACAAAGUUUGAGAGCAGAUUUCUUAAAGACAAAAAUAUACCUUCUUUAAGGCAGAACCAUCUUCAGAGUCGCUUUGUUGUAGUUGAAUCGAUGAAUACUGCGUAUCCUAUUUUGCCGCGGAUUCAGUACUGGACAAAAUUUGUCUUAGACACAGAGCUAGACUUAUUUCUCGACUUUCUACGUAAUAACGUAAACCAAGAGCCGCGGAAAAGAUGGAGAACUGAUCAUCGGGUUAUUACUGAAAUAGCAGAGACACCUAAAACGUUCCCGAUACCGUACAAUCGAAUGGACUCGAGCAUCCAUAGUGAAUAUGAAAAUGAGACAGAUUUUCCUUUCUUGGAAGACAAAACCCAAGAGGAAUGUUCAAGUAUUGCAGCUGUUACCAUUGGAGAAUACCACAUGGGUGUACCUUUUGGAUAUUCAAAUAAGACCACUGCCUCGUUUCCACAGUUCAUUCUUUCAAAUUCAGCAAACUCUAAAUAUUCGAAUGUAUUAAAAAGAUGCGGAAAAAAUCAAGAGAUUUCACGAUUGAACACAAGAGAGAACUUUAUUCCUCCGGAGAAUAUUUCAUACUAUGAUGCGGACGGAAGUCUUUUUUCUGAGGCAAUAAUGAUCUUCAACGAAAGAAACAUGAGGCAAACAGGAGUCUCUGAAGAUCCCCUGAUUGAGGAGAACUUGGGUACGCUUUGUAACUCAAUGACUCAUCGAAGUGGAACACCCGUCUGUUUUCAAAACAUGAUCGGACAGGACGACGAUGAAGAGGAACCUAAAGACGAGGAUAAAAAUAUGGAAGAAGACAGGGAUGAGGAAGAAAAUAGAAGCGUUGAAGAAGACAGAAGCGCUGUAGAAGACGCUAUCAGUGUCGGAGGCUUGAGCUGUUGACUUUCAGAAUUCAAACCUUACCUCAAAGUUUGAUCCUUUCUCAUGAUUAACGGGAUUUUACCUCAAAACAUGUUUUCUAUCAUGAGUAUCACUCAGUUUACAGUGACAUGUGCUAGUUUCCUAACACCCAACAUAUGAGAGCUUAUCUCUACAACUGGUUCUUCGCCAACCAACGUAUGCAGAAAAAUACGUCAAUAACUGGGUCCCAGCAUGUACACACCAUCAAAAAAGGAGCUUACCGCAAUAAAACUGUCUCUACCAUUAAAUAUACACUUUUUGGUGAAAAUGUACUUUUCAACACGUUAAGGUCGACCCAAAUGCAAAACGUUUGAUGAACUUCUGAUUUUGAUUUCCUAGUAUAUACGAUCAAACAUACGUAGUCAUACUAGUUCUAUUAUACUACAGCUCAGGAGGCUGAAUAUCUGCCAAGUGAUGCAGGGGUCUACGAUUCGUUUCCAGGUCCAGACAUGAUACUAUUUUUAUUUCCUUUUCUAUGGCAGAUUUAACACUUAUUCGUUGGACUUAAUUAAUCAUCAGGGGAGUUGGGUUCAAACAAGCUUUUACUGAGUUCUACAAACGUAAUUUCGCCUUAUGCUAGGUCGGAGAUUGUUUUUUGAAUAUUUGUAAACUCAUGGAUAAGAGCCGACACAAUUCAAAAGCAUCAACACCACAAAAGCAAUGAUAAAUUGAUGGAAAGUUUUAACCUACGAAAUCCAGGAACCUCUUCACUACACAAACGUAGGUCAAAGCACGGUACAUUUGAAUAACGUGUUUUAAAAGCCAAAUAUAACUUUUUUUAUUUUGUAUUACGUAAUGUUACAGAUCUAUACUUAAUUUUGUAUGUAAAGAAAGGAUAAAUACUUCCAGAUUACGCACUUAUUCCAUAAUCUUUGUUUAAGUAAAAAUUUAUGGGAAGAUUAUUCAACCUAGGCAACUGAUCCCACAUCUAAUGCUAUUUGUGAGAUUGUAAGUGAUUGUAAAUGAUCCCAGUUCUUUAUUUUCACAAUUAACAUUUGAUUGUUUUUGGCGAGAAACCAAGCAACAAUAACAUAAGGAUGAGGUUUCUUUCAUGUUUUGCCGUAAGAUGUACAUUGAAAUAGCAAUACCAUAAAUGGAAAAAUCUUAGCGUUUCAACAAGUGGAAUAAGCUGUAUAAGAAAAGUUUAAUAAGAUGUACUUUUAGGGCAAUAUGAUGAUCUCAGGGGUAGAAUACAGACCAUGCCGGAUCUUCAGGACUCAUUUUUCUGCCCUUGUAAUCAAAGAUUCUGGGGUGUAUAGUUUUUGCCCUGUCCGUCAAUCUGUCUGUCUGUUUGUCCGGUAAACUUUAACCUUGUUUAUAACGUUUUGAGUUGGAGAGAUUAAGGCUUUCAUAUUUCAAAAGCGUAUUGCCUGCGACAAGGCCUUUUGGAUACCAUCAAAUUUGACGUUUAAACCUUGACCUUGAAGUUUUACCCAUUCUUACGAAAAAUAAUCACUCUUUAAACUUCAUAAUCAUAAUUUUUGAAUAUUUGGUGCUAGCUAGGACUUUCAUGUGUCUUCAUUGUGUGUACUGUUCAAUGCCCAGAGAGAGAUUGAGAAAUUGUAAAUGCGUAUGUCUUUAUUCAACUUCAUGCAUAGGAACAAUCGCUCAUAGGUUUCAUCAUAUGUCAUAGUUCUCAUACAAUCCAUAAUACAUCAUCACAUGACUGACAUCAUACGAUUCAUCAUACGUUCAUCAUACGAUUUACUGUAAAGUAAAUAAACAAAAUUGUACACAAAAAAUUCUUGUAACACAAUGCAAUACCAAUAAACAGAGGCAAUUAGGACCAGAAAAUUGGCAGUGCCAAGGCAAUUCAGACUAGAAAUAUAUGCCAGGAUAUAUGCUAUCAAUAUCACAAACUUAAAAAAUAAUACUUUAAAGUUAACAUUCUAUAUAUUACUGAGUAUGCAUAAAAUAUCUAACUUUCGAAACUGGUGUUCACAAACGGAUAUGAGAGUUAUCGCCCUUGCAAUACACAGUUUAAGCCUAAUGCAUUUAACACCUAUCCUAAACAACAGAUAUGCAGACCUAUCAAUGAAUCUUAUAAAUAGUUUAAGAAUAUUGUGUUCAAUAUAAUAAAUAUAUCAUGUAGCUUUACAUAAGAAGUAAUGAUUAUCCAAUAUGCUCGACUAUGUAGACCAUUAUCAAAGUAUAAAAAAUACUGAUUCAUAAAUAAAAUACAAGAAAUGCAUACAAAUACAUAUGGGUGUGCUGGUGUUUGAAUAAUUGGCUUACCGAAUAAGUAGUUUUUUCCUAAUUCCAGAGAUGCAUUGAACAAAAGUACAGACCAGAGAACGAUACCUUCCAGCGAAUGUCACUGCUCGUGCAGUACUCAAGAAAAUAAUGUGUACUCAAAAUCCAUGACGUAAUACACUGACAAAAUGGUGCUAAAAUUUGAACAUGAGCAAAAUGGCUAUAACAUUGUGAUAAGAUCUUUUAGUGAGUAUAAACAUUUUUGACCUUUAUUUUAGUGUUGACCAAUGUCUUUUUAAUGUUCAAUCUUGGCCAUAACUUUUAAACAGUUAGAACUAGAGCUUCCACAUUUCACAGGUAUAAUAUAUUCUUGUGACAAGACCAUUCUUUUAGUACUAAAAAUUUUGACCUUAACCUUUGCAGUUUGACAUGCAUUUGAGAAAAUUCAAUCCUUGCAAUAAGCUGCAUACGGUGGCAUCGGUGUUUCAAACCACGUAUUGUUUUCUUAAUUUGUUUUCAGGCCAGUUGUUUUUCAUGGAUGAAAGCUAUUUGCAGUUUUCACACAUUUUUUUAAAACAUUUUUAUGAUUUAUGGUUCUUAAUCAUCAUUAUUAUUUUUUUUCUAACACUUGUAUAUAUUUCUUUUGUCAAAUUUAAAACAAGUUUUGGUACUUUGUAAUUCUUUUAAGUACAUUUUCUUGUCUUUUUGAUGAAAUUUAGAAUUUUGUUAUUUUC
Messenger RNA from Saccostrea cuccullata (small rock oyster), 5189 nucleotides. RefSeq lists its product as uncharacterized. The record is from RefSeq and is a predicted model, not a curated record. NCBI's taxonomy places the organism in Eukaryota, Metazoa, Mollusca, Bivalvia, Ostreida, Ostreidae. The annotation marks the transcript as partial. The transcript has 12 exons.